Molecule: messenger RNA, 822 nt
Organism: Phoenix dactylifera (date palm)
Lineage: Eukaryota; Viridiplantae; Streptophyta; Magnoliopsida; Arecales; Arecaceae
Cellular component (GO): chloroplast
Source: RefSeq, a predicted model, not a curated record
ACGUCAUGAUCUUAUCCAUUCAUCAUCCCAGCCUCCAACGCCAACUCCUCCCACCAAUGCUCAUCCACGCUGCCCUCUCACCAGUGCACCACCCAUGGCUCCUGUUGCUGGUGAACCAGAACAACGUUACUGCCCAAAAGGUGGUGCCAAUGGCCGGUUUUCGGCACCGAAGGCCUUCGGAGGUGCACCGGUGCCGGAGGGCGGAGCGUGGCUCAUGCAAUGCAAGAAGGAGAGUAAGAUAUGAAGAUGAUGAGAUGGAGGGUGAGGACUAUGGGCGCAAUUCAGAGAUUGAAAUGCUGGAAACUUACAGCCAGUCGGCUAGAAAUCAGGCCCUCUUGGUGCGAGCCACUGUUGAUGGUGAAGAGGAGGUGGUGCUAAUCUUUAAGGGGUUCUCAUCUUGUUUAAGCUCCCGAACUGCAUCAGACCCAUCGAAGAGUGUUCUUCCAGGCAAGGCAGUCAUCCAAUCCAUCGAUGUUAUCAAGGGUCCAUUUGAUCCUUGCAACAUUGAAUAUCUAGAGAAGAACUUGACGUGGGAGGCCUUCAAAGCUCGUCUCCAAUCUAACUAGCUUCAAGUUUUUCGUUAAGUAUUAAAGGAAAAAAUAUUGGCAGCCGUACAUCUCAUAUACAAAUUGCACUUAAAUUUAGAUCUUGACUUCUUUUUCGAUGAUCCUUUCUCUGGUUUUGAGUUCCUGAGGGCUUUCAAAAGAAUUACUCGGAAUUCUAAUUCGGAAGUUUCCCAUUUGAUCUUUGAUACUGCAGUUAAUACUACAGCUUUAUAGCCUUUUUUAUACCUGCAAUUAAUACUGCAGUUAAUAUUAUACA